Molecule: messenger RNA, 2455 nt
Organism: Gambusia affinis (western mosquitofish)
Lineage: Eukaryota; Metazoa; Chordata; Actinopteri; Cyprinodontiformes; Poeciliidae
Gene: znf622
Product: zinc finger protein 622
Exons: 7
Coding region: 133-1503 (456 amino acids)
Biological process (GO): ribosomal large subunit biogenesis
Cellular component (GO): preribosome, large subunit precursor
Molecular function (GO): nucleic acid binding; zinc ion binding
Source: RefSeq, a predicted model, not a curated record
GGGAUUCGGACGGAAGUUCAAAGAAGAAGUUUAAAGGUCAGAGUUUACCCUCGUGUUUACAAGAACACAAAUCACCCCUCAGGCCGGCUCCGACUCUCAGUCUUAAGCAGCGAAAACGUUAAAUAAGUCGCCAUGGCGUCUUACACGUGCAUCAGCUGCCGGGUGGCCUUCGCCGACGGCGAGGUGCAGCGGGCGCAUUACAAAACCGACUGGCACCGCUACAACCUGAAGCGCAAGGUGGCCGACAUGCCACCGGUCACCGCAGAGAACUUCCAGGAGCGUGUGCUGGCGCAGCGGGCCGCCGCCGACCAGCAGCUGACCCACGCCGCCGCCACCGAGAGCUGCGGCGUCUGCAACAAGAAGUUCUCCACUGCCAACGCCUACCAGAACCACCUGCAGUCCCACAAGCACCAGCAGGCGGAGAGGCAGGCGCUGCUGGCGGUGCAGAGGAAGGUGGAGAUGAUGAACGAGAAGAACCUGGAGAAGGGCGUUUACGACGAGAAGGAGGACAACGACGCCAGGAACGAGGCGCUGCAGCAGGCGCUGAGGGAGCAGCACAGGCCCAAUCCGGCCAAGGUGGCCAAGGUCCAGACCGCCGCGAAGGCGGAGAAACCGCCCCGCGUGGUGUGGCUGGAGGAGCAGGUGAAGAGACGGGAGAGAGAGGAGGGAGGAGAGGCAGCAGCAGAAGAGGAGUGGGAGGAUGUCGAUGAGGAUGACGAUGAUGACAUGGAGGAAGAUGUGGAUGAAGAGGAGCUGAUGGAGGAGGAGGAAGGCGGCUCUUCGGGGACGUCGGGCCCCCUGCCGGGCUCCGUCCCCGUCACACACUGCCUGUUUUGCUCCCACCGCUCCCGCUCGCUGUUGAAGAACGUGGCUCACAUGACCAAAGUCCACAGCUUCUUCAUCCCAGACGUGGAGUUCCUGGUGGACCUCAGGGGCCUCGUCCGGUACCUGGGAGAGAAAGUCGGUGCUGGGAACGUUUGCUUGUGGUGCAACGAGAAGGGCCGUUCGUUUUACUCCACAGAGGCGGUGCAGAGUCACAUGACGGACAAGAGCCACUGCAAGCUGUUCACAGACGGAGACGCCGCCCUGGAGUUCGCAGAUUUCUACGACUUCAGGAGCAGUUACCCGGACCGGAGCGAGGGAGCGGAUGAAGGGACGGACGAGGAUCUGCCGGACGAGAGGAACCUGGAGUACGACGAUGAGACGAUGGCGCUGACCCUGCCGUCAGGUGCCAAGGUGGGCCACCGCUCCCUCAUGAGGUACUACCGGCAGCGGUUCGGGACGCAGCGGGCCGUGGUUCCGGGCCGCAGCGGGAACGCCGUGGGCCGGGUCCUGCAGCAGUACAGAGCCCUGGGCUGGGCGGGAGGCGCAGGCGGCUCAGUCCAGCAGAGACAGAGGGACAUGCAGUACGUCCAGAGGAUGAAAUCCCGCUGGAUGCUGAAGAUGGGGAUGAGCAACAACACCACCAAGCAGAAGCACUUCAGAGCUCAGGUUAUGUUCUGAGAGAGAGAGGAAGCAGCUGCGACACAGACUGCUGCAGCUGGAUGAUGGCUGCCGGGAAACGAGGGGAACUGAAAACGAACCACAAAGCUGAAAAAAGGAGGAAAUGUUUUCCUGAACUGAUCAGCCUCGUUAGAAAAACAAACAUUAAAUAAAGAGCAAAACUCAAAUUCAUCAAAUUAUUCUUAUAUUUUACUAAUACAGUCACGCAUAAGAUAUGAAAAUAUUCAGACGUUUUCCUCCAGGUGAGGCUUCAUUAGAUUAAAAAUGAUUUCAAACUGAUGAUGCGGCUGAAAUAUGAUUCUACCUGCUUUUUAAAUUAAUUCAAAUUUCCUCUCAUGUUUUUUUUCUGCAGCUCAUUUGAUGUUUGAGGAAAUAAUUUUUGUCUUAAAACUGAAACUUGUCUCGGAUCAGAAACUGUUGGAUUAAAUCCAUGAAGUGUGUUCAUGUUUCACUCCUUUGAAUCUUAAAUUUAAAUGUUAAACAAUUUAAAAUAUUUUAAUGUAUGUCUUCUGAAACCAUUAAAUUAAAUGGUCACUCUGUCAGCUGUGAAUGCUAAUUCUGGUUAGCAUAGCCAUCAGUGAUGGUGGGUAAACAGUUUUCCUCUAACGGUAAUUAGUUUCUCCACCGUUGGCACAUUUAGCAACAUGUUCACCAGAAUGAUUGGCAGCGCUAAGCCCCUCCUCCUGGCUCUGAUUGGUGCGUUUAUUCAGAUGACAAUAGCUGCCUCUGUCUCAUAUUAAACUGUCAGGACAUGGAAACAGUUUUAUAAAAAAAUAUAUAUAAAAACAUAUUUUUAAUAAAAGUUACAUUAAUUUACUUUGUUUAUAUCUUAAACAUUUAUUUUUUCAGUAUUUAGUUGUUGUAGCCUCAGAGAAUCCACCGUGUCUACAAUAGUAUUAUUUAUAACUUGGACCCGUUUCUGCUAAAUGAUGAAAAUAAAAGCUGAACUCCG